GUCUACGGAGGACAGCAGUGGUGGAUGAUCGGAGAAUCCUCUCCAUGGUAAAGAAAAACUCUUUCACAAUAUCCAGCCAAGUGAAGAACACUCUCCAGAAGGUAGACAUGUAACAGUUUUUUUUUCUGUUAGUGCUUCGGUGACCUAAAGGGACAUAUUAUGUUAAGGUAUUUACUUUUUCAUACAUUUAAAAUCUAAUUUUCAGUAGAUUUUUUAUGUGCAACACAAAACUUCAUUUACAACAAAUAUGUACACAAAUCUGUCCAGGAAUGUGUUACAAUGUAAUAGUUUGAGUUAUUUCCACAUAGAAUGUUUAUUUGAAACUGACAUACAUAUAGACAGCAUUAUAUUCUAAAAAAGAGAGGUUGAAACCCUGAAAAAGGCUUCUCUGAGAUCACUCCAGUCUGUGCAUUCUUGGACAGUAUGGCUUCUGCUUUAACAAGGGAUUCUUUCAGCUGUGGAGAGAAGUGUUAGAAUCCCUUGCAAACAAGAAGGUAUAGAGUAAACGAGCAAAGAAAUGAAGGGUAUGGCAUGAAAGGUCCAUGCGAAAGGUAAACAACACCGUUCCAGCUCAGACUUGGUGUUCUAUUUAAAGGACUGGGCACCAAGACACACCAGUCUUCAGGAGCAUCUGCUGCAGUGGGUGACCAUGUUUCGUCUGUGUUUCCCACUCUUCCUGUGUUUGGUUUGGCUUGGACUGUUCUGUCACUCAGAGGCCAUGGAAAACCAAGCUGAAUCAAGGGAAAAAAGGAGUGUGCCUAACUGGGCGCUGACAUCAUCAGACUUUUUUGCCUGGAUUGAAGAGCUGCGUUCUCACGCUGGCUAUGACAAGAUCGAGGAAUUGGCCAGAACCUUCUGGGCUCACUUCCCUUCCGCCAGCCGCCUGGGUUAUGACCCUCCCGCUCCAGAAGAAUAAUGCCAACUGAGUUUGAGUCUGUGUUUUGGAUACCAUUUGCCCUUUCGUUAUGGCACAUCUCUUGGAAAAGGAGACAAACAUUCUUUAUUAUUUAGCGUAACUUGAUUUGAGCCAGGGCAAGAUACCCAGAGAAAAGUUCAUUGUAUUUUUUUUUUUUGUUUGUUUAAAAGUUACAUAAAACCCCUUAUGUAAUGGCAUCCAAAAUCCAGUAAAAGUAUCUUGCUCACAAACUCUUUUAUUGACAAAAUACUUGCUGCUCCUGAUUCUUCUUUAAAAUAAAUGCACAUUCUGGAUUUGUAUUUGCUAUAAAACAAAUAAUAUACAGUAUAUCAAUAUAAAUGUAUGCUACACACAGGUAUGGUAGAUGGCCAUAUAACUAUUGUUGAGCAGCACGCAGGUGUGCUGUUAUCAGUGGGAAUGCAGUCCAGGUGCACAGAGAUGACCUCUGAAU
Messenger RNA from Carassius gibelio (silver crucian carp), 1367 nucleotides. It is a transcript of the gene otos2, whose product is annotated as otospiralin 2. Lineage: Eukaryota; Metazoa; Chordata; Actinopteri; Cypriniformes; Cyprinidae. Gene Ontology annotation, biological process: sensory perception of sound. The record is from RefSeq and is a predicted model, not a curated record. The coding region runs from base 650 to 916 and encodes 88 amino acids. The transcript is spliced from 4 exons.